CUUUUUAUCAUUUUAAGUAAGAUAUUUUGAUAAUAAAACGUCUUACAGUUAUUGGUAGUGUGUAUAGUGCUUUACUUUAUUCCAGUGAUGUUUUUGUAUGUAAUAGGCACUGAUAAGGAUUUAUUUGUGAGUGUACGAACUUAAUCUAGUUUUUGAAAUUAUUUGCUAUGGCUAUUUCACUUGUAAAUGAUUUAUGCCGAAUAUUUAGAAGUAGUGUUUCGACUGUAUUACCAGAAAAUCUUAUUAGAAAAUUUAUUAUUUACGAUUCUUUAAAACAACAUUUACAUGUAGCAGGAUUAAAUUACAACCUAAAACAAAAAAAUGUAUAUGUUGUUGGAGGUGGAAAAGCUGUUCAAAAUAUGGCAAAUGAGGUUGAACAUAUUUUAAGUUCAAAAAUUAAACAAGGUAUUAUCAGCAUUCCUAUUGGAAGUUAUAACUAUAAAAGUUCAAAUGACAAAAUGUUGUAUUGUGAAGGGGCAUUAAAUAAUUUACCAGAUGAAAAUGCUUUCAAAACAGCUCAAGCUAUAAAAGAUUUAGUGGUAAAUUUAACAGACAAUGAUUUCUUAAUAGUUUUACUAUCUGGUGGUGGCUCCGCAUUGUUGCCUUUGCCUAAGGAACCUAUAACUUUAGAUGAAAAAACUGCUUUGAUUAAAAAAUUAGCAAAUUCAGGUGCUGAUAUAAUAGAACUAAAUACAGUUAGAAAGAGAUUAUCAGAUUUGAAAGGAGGGCAACUAGCAUUAAAGGCACAACCGGCUAGUGUUUUAACCCUUAUCCUUUCUGAUAUUGUUAAUGAUCCCAUCGAUUUGAUUGCUAGUGGACCUACUUGUAAAGACGAGGAACACCCCUCAGCAGCAAUGAACAUCAUACGCAAAUAUAAAUUACAGAAUGAACUGCCUUCAUCAAUAAAAAACGUUUUAGAAGAUACAAGAAGUAUAGAAUUCUGGCCGAAAAGUAAAGUAGAAAACAUCAUAGUUGGUUCUAAUAAACUUAGUAUUGAAGCAGCCACUUUGGAAGCGAAGAAUAUUGGUUUCUUCCCUAUAUCACUUUCAAAUAGUAUUGUUGGAAAUGUUACUGGAAUUGCACAUAAGUAUGUACAACUGGUAAAGUUAUUCUAUGACUUUAAGAAUGAUAUUUUAAACAAUAAUAUCAAAGAUAAGUUGGAUGAAUUAAACAUACCAGGUUUGAAAUUUAGUUUUGACGAUGAAUAUUUAGAUUUGAUAAAAACUAAAGAUUUGUGUCUAAUUCUUGGUGGGGAGACAACAGUUAAUGUUAAAGGUACAGGGAAGGGGGGGAGAAAUCAACAACUUGCUUUAGAAUUCUCAAAAUACAUUGAUGAGAUAAAAAACAAUUUAUCCGGAUUCAAUAUAUAUUUCUUAAGUGCCGGCACUGACGGUAUAGAUGGACCAACAAAUGCAGCCGGUGCUAUAGGAUAUAUAAAUUUAAUUUCGGAUUGUUCAAAGGAAAAUAUUGAUGUUAAUAAAUACAUAGACAAUAACGAUUCCUACAACUUCUUCAACACAUUCAAAAAUGGUGACCUACAUGUUGUAACUGGACAUACAAACACAAAUGUCAUGGACAUACAUUUAAUAAUAAUACAAAAAUAUACAUGAAACUUAGUUUGUUUAUAAUCAGUAUCUAAGAAUUAAAACAAUGAUCAUUAACUAAGCCUACCUAUUAUAACUACAGCUAUAUUUAAAAAUAUAACAAUUUAUUGCUAACUGUUAACUCGUCUGAAAUUAAAUGUUAAUUUUUUUUUUUUUUAUGUGGCUGUGGUUCAAAAUUAUAAAGCUAAUUACAGACAAUAUAGAUUAUAAGACGUUUUAUGGAGCAGAUUUUAAAAAGAGCUCAAGUUUAUUUAGCUUUUGUUUCGCCGCAGCUGCAACUGCCAUUUUACAUAAA
Molecule: messenger RNA, 1899 nt
Organism: Danaus plexippus (monarch butterfly)
Lineage: Eukaryota; Metazoa; Arthropoda; Insecta; Lepidoptera; Nymphalidae
Product: glycerate kinase
Exons: 1
Coding region: 168-1610 (480 amino acids)
Biological process (GO): protein phosphorylation
Cellular component (GO): cytoplasm
Molecular function (GO): glycerate kinase activity
Source: RefSeq, a predicted model, not a curated record